AUGGGCCUCAGCGUGCCAGGCCUGGUGACCAGUGUCCUCUUCUACGCGCUCAUCGUGGCAGUGGGCUUCUGGGGCGCUCGGAGGAGGCUAGAUCGGGGGCGCAGCGCAAACCCGAGCGAGGACCUGAUGCUUGGAGGCCGCAGCGUUGGUCUGGUUGUCGGAGUGUUCACCAUCAUCGCCACCUGGGUCGACGGCGGUCUGCUCAGCGGCAUUGUGGAGGAAACCGCCGUGAGGGGCGUUCUCUGGUGCCAAGCCCCGGUGUGCUUUGCCCUCAGCCUCCUCUUCGUUGGAGCGUUCUUCUCGGGCCCCAUGUGGCGUUCCGGAUACGUUACUCUGCUCGACCCGCUGGAGAAGGCAUUCGGCAGCCGGGUGGCGGCGCUGCUGUUUCUCCCGGCUCUGGUGGGAGAGAUCUUCUGGUGCGGCGCCAUCUUGAAUGCCCUAGGCGCCACGGUGAGCGUUAUCACGGGUCUCGGGCACGUGACCUGCGUGCUCGUCGCCGCCUCGGUGGUGAUGCUGUACACCUGCGUCGGGGGACUGUAUUCAAUUACGUACACCGACGUCCUGCAGCUCGUGCUCAUGUUCGUCGGUCUGUGGGCCUCGGUUCCAUUCGCCAUGAGCAACGAGCACCUAAGGCCCCUGGGCAGCCUGCCGCCGGACCAGUGGCUCGGGACUGUUCUCCCGUGGCAGGUGCCUAGCUACGUCGACAACUUCCUCAUGAUAGUCUUCGGGGGAGUGCCCUGGCAGAACGUGUUUCAAAGGGUGCUCUCUGCGAAAACCGAGUUCAGGGCCAAGGCGCUUCCCUACGCCGGGUGUGUUGGCACCUUGGUACUGUGUCUGCCCGUGCUCCUUCUUGGACUCGUCGCAAGGGCUGCCAGAUGGCAAGAUACCUCUUAUACCAGCGCCGCUGGCGGCACCAGGUCCCCGCUUGAGGACGAGUCCCAGUGGUCCCUGCUCUUGCCCCUUACGCUGCAGCACCUGACUCCCAAGUCGGUGUCAGUCCUGGGGCAGGGGGCUGUGGCCGCGGCCGCUAUGUCCUCGGCAGACGCCUGCAUGCUCAGUUCUGGGGCCCUCUUCACCAAGAACGUUUAUGUUCCGCUGCUUCGGCCAAAGGCUUCCGAAACGGAGAAAGUCUGGGUCUUGCGCUCCUCCAUCGCAGCGACCGCCGUGAUGUCGUCAGCCAUGGCCGUCUCCGUGGAUUCGGUGUACGGUCUCUCAAUCCUGAUCGGCGAUCCGGUGUACGUCAUACUGUUCCCUCAACUGCUUGCCGUGGUGCACUUCCCGUCGCUGUGCAACGCCUACGGGUCUCUCGUAGCCUUCCUGGUCGGGCUCGCCCUCAGGGUCAUAGGCGGCGAGCCCGUGCUGGGGCUCCCGGCGCUGUUCCGCUAUCCGUUCUUCGACGAGACAACCCAGCUGCAGCUGUUCCCGUUCAAGACGGUUGCCAUGCUCAUCAGUCUGGCCACACUGGUUAUGGUUUCGGCCGUUGCCAAGGCCAUCUUCAGAACGGCGUCUUUGCCGCCAAGAUACGACCUCGUGCACUGCCAGUUCACAGGCGCAGUUACAUGCAAUACGUCAUCCGGAGAAGAGACUACAGGCACCAAGGGGGAUGCUCCCGUGGUUUCCGCUAACUCCAGGAGCCGAAUGGGAAACUCACAAACGGAAGCUGUCAGCAGCGUUUAGGAAUCGCUGUGCUGGACAAGGUGAACUCUUGGACGAGAGAGUGUUUGGGUUGCUUAAUUUGGAGCUAAGUGACUGACGGGGCGUUUGGUACCUUCAGACGAAGGCGUUUGAAGUCAAGGAUCAUCAAAUAUCCUUGACCUGUGACAUCCAGUCAUCAGGACGGGAAUAAAUCUGAAA
Ixodes scapularis (black-legged tick) is the source of this 1854-nucleotide messenger RNA. RefSeq names its product high-affinity choline transporter 1. Gene Ontology annotation, cellular component: plasma membrane. The coding region runs from base 1 to 1677 and encodes 558 amino acids. The record is from RefSeq and is a predicted model, not a curated record. Gene Ontology annotation, molecular function: choline:sodium symporter activity. NCBI's taxonomy places the organism in Eukaryota, Metazoa, Arthropoda, Arachnida, Ixodida, Ixodidae. Gene Ontology annotation, biological process: choline transport; transmembrane transport; acetylcholine biosynthetic process. The transcript is spliced from 8 exons.